Molecule: messenger RNA, 2888 nt
Organism: Protobothrops mucrosquamatus (brown spotted pit viper)
Lineage: Eukaryota; Metazoa; Chordata; Lepidosauria; Squamata; Viperidae
Gene: RAB4A
Product: RAB4A, member RAS oncogene family
Exons: 8
Coding region: 55-711 (218 amino acids)
Biological process (GO): Rab protein signal transduction; regulation of endocytosis
Cellular component (GO): postsynaptic recycling endosome
Molecular function (GO): GTP binding; GTPase activity
Source: RefSeq, a predicted model, not a curated record
UGAGACGCGGGCGGCCUCUGUUUCCUGGGCGGCGACGGCGGCGGCGCUCCCGAAAUGUCGCAGACGGCCAUGUCGGAGACCUACGAUUUCCUGUUUAAGUUUUUGGUCAUUGGAAAUGCUGGAACUGGCAAAUCCUGUUUGCUUCAUCAGUUUAUUGAGAAGAAAUUCAAAGAUGACUCAAAUCACACUAUAGGAGUGGAGUUUGGUUCAAAGAUAAUAAAUGUUGGAGGCAAAUAUGUAAAACUGCAGAUAUGGGAUACAGCUGGACAAGAACGGUUCAGAUCAGUAACACGAAGCUAUUACAGAGGUGCUGCAGGUGCCUUGCUUGUUUAUGACAUCACCAGUCGAGAAACCUACAACGCGCUUACCAACUGGCUGACAGAUGCAAGGAUGUUAGCAAGUCAGAAUAUUGUAAUAAUAUUAUGUGGGAACAAGAAAGAUCUUGAUGGAGAUAGGGAAGUCACUUUCCUAGAAGCAUCCAGAUUUGCUCAAGAAAAUGAGCUGAUGUUUUUGGAGACAAGUGCAUUGACAGGGGAGAAUGUUGAAGAAGCCUUUGUACAGUGUGCAAGAAAGAUACUUAAUAAGAUUGAGUCAGGUGAACUGGAUCCUGAAAGGAUGGGCUCAGGAAUUCAAUAUGGAGAUGCUGCUUUGAGACAGCUAAGAUCUCCACGGAGAGCACAGGCUCAGAGUGUUCAAGAAUGUGGCUGUUAAAUGCAAGCAACAAAGACGCUUCUUGUUUUAUGAAACAAAAGCUCUCCUUUCAAAUAAUUCAUGGAAAAACUGCCGUUGGUGCAAGAAUUUGCAUUUUUAGAACUCCUUUUUGAUUCAACAAAAUGGAACAUAUGGCAUUUUUUUAAAAAAAAAAAAAAAAGUACAGUGGAAUGGCAGAGCAACACCACAAAAAAGAACAUUUGGUAAUACAGUGGACAAUAUUCAGAUAUAAAAUACUUGUACGUAAAUACUUUCUGUUACAUAUUUGUGUUUCUUAUUGUUACUUAAAAACACUGGUGUAUCACAUGUAUAUACAACAUUGUCAUUAAAUUUCCAAAGCAUGAUAUACUGACAUGAUAUUGCACUAACACUGUUUUUUUUUAAUUAACUAAAAUUUCAACUCUGGUAGGCAUUAUCAUGUUUCAGGGUUAUUUUUGUUUUUUGUUUUUUUUACAAAGGCUUUUAUUUAUGAGUUGACAUCGAAAGCUACUGGCAUUGACUGCCAAGUUUUUUAUUUGCCACUUUCUACAGGGGCUUACAUAAACUAUUUUUUGAAAACUGUUAGGUCAUAUGUUUACUAAUCUGCAUACUGAAAAGAACUUUUUUUUUUUACUGAAGCGUGAUUGUUCUUGUUUCUUGAAAUGCUUAAAUGUAUUCCAGUUUGUCAAAUGUAAGCUAUAAAUACAGUUGUGAAUUCAGAGUUUGCUGCUUGUCUGAAGUUGACCGGGGAUUUAUUUUAUUUUUUUUACAUUUUAGACUGCAACUAAGAAUUGUAGUUUCAGGUAAAAAGAUAAUGCCGUCCUUUUUUCCCUCCAGAGAAGUGUUUGAAGUUGUCAAUCACCAUUAUCUGAUUUUUUUUAAAAAAAAAAAAUUAAAAUAAUUUCUACAUAUAAGUUUGUUCAGAUUAUACUCAGUUAAAAAUAAUGUUAAUGAAAAGUAGGAUAGUUCCAUCUGAAAGAGAAUUGCUUUAAUACCUAUCCCUCUUAUAAACUGUAAGUUUGUGGAAGCUUAAUCUAGAAAUGCAACUGGACUAGACAAAGUUAUAUAUUUCUAUGGUAAACCUGCGCAAAGCUCCAUCUUCUCAUGAAAACCUUUCUGUGCCGCUGAAAGAAAACCAUUUUGCUUUCAUAGUAGACUAAUGGACAUCACUUGGGAAUAUGAAUUUUUGACUUUGCUGAAGAGACUAUAAAAGUGGCCUCUUUGAAUAUUCCUAAUAUAUUUGAAGAGCACCAUUUUUUGUUUUGGAAACUGAGACAGCAUAUGAGAAUUCUGGAUAAUUGAAAGCUUUUAUGUGGACAAGCAAGGGGGGGAAAUCUAUUGUUUCCAUAUCCAUUAAAAAAGCAGCUUUUCAGCUGCUUUAUACCUGAAGAAGUAUAAAUAUUAGUAUUAAUAUCAGUUAAACCUACUGCCUUAGAGCCAAAAUAGAUGAAUCGACAUGAACAUUCUUUGUAUAUUUGAAGUGCAGCCACAAUGAGGUGAUGAGUGUAAUUAAAGCUGCGGGUCAUUUUCAGUGGUCACUGGUUAGCCAACAAGGAAAGACCUAAGCACUUUUAUCAACUGUUUUGUUUUAAAUUUGUUUAAUUGAAAUAUGGGCAUGCCUCAUCCUAAUAUCAUCCAGGGCAUUUUUGUAACAAAAAAUAACUUUGGAGGAAAAAACCCUUAGUGAAAGUCCUAACAGCCCAUGCAAUACAAAAUAUUUCAAGAGUUGCAAACAAAGUCUAGUAGCCAGACAUUAAGACUAAAGUUCAUAUUAAAUAGUUUACUAAUCAUUAUUAUUGUUACAAAACUACAAGAAAAUUAAACUGAGUACCAAAAGAAGGAAUGUGUAGUCAGAUUUUGCCUGGUACCUAAAAUAAAAGAUAGCAUAAAUUGAUCAUUGUUAGGGAUGCGUUCCAUCAUUCAUAUGCAUAGAUUACCCACCUGUAAAGAAAGUUCUACCUGUCCACCAAAUUUAUAAUCCCUUUGUGAUAAAACAUGGGUCAUGUUUUUUUUUAAUGGACAUCUGGGUGAAAUUGGUUUUGGUCUUUCUUUGUGGUCAUGGUGAAUUGAUUAUACGGGUUAUACAAGUUAAUGUUAAGAAUAUAAAAUGAUUUGAGAUAAAUGGGAAUCUUCACUUGUAGCAAUUUGUUUUUAAAAAGUCAAAGUCAACAAGAAUAAAGUGUACUGAUGUUGGCAAA